UUCACCUGCCUACUGCGUGUUAAUUAAAUGUUGAUGUCUGUGCUACCUAAGCAGUAGUUUAGUUCCUGAUGCAUUGAUUUGUGAUCAUAUCUAGAGAUGAUGUGGGCAGAAGGAAGUAGGAGUUAGAAAAAAUGAAGUUGUACAAUAGCCACCUGUGGAGUAUAGAACUAGAAGGAAGAAAGCCCUGCAAGAGCAGAUGGUAGCUAAAUACACAAUGGGAGGGCAAAAAACAGUUUCACUCAUAUAAGCUUAGAGUAAUAAUUAUAGUGCUAAAAAUUGGUUGUCUUAGUUUGUGGGCUUUAGCAUAAUUAUGUGGAAAUUAUGAGACUGAAAUCCCUUCUCAAAAAUAGACUUUAGACCCUGUUUUUGAACUUGUUGUGUUUUUUCUGCUAUUCAUAAGUGUCAUUUGGAUGACUAGUUUGUACCACCUAAUAUUCAUUAUAUUGGCUUUAAUAUAGCAUGGGUGCACUGUGCAUGUAUGUUCUUUCAAUUACUUCAACCUGUCAUUUUAUGCACAAUUUGACAAAUUGCUGUUACUCAGGCUUCAUGCUUGUAUUUACAAGGAGUCAUUGUUGAACUAGAUUUUAAUGUUGAAAAGCCAAUAACAUUACUUCACACUUCAUCAACAUUAGUAUAUUAAGAUUAAAUUCACUUGUGGGUUCAAAAAUAAUUUUUUCUGUUACCAUGUGAAGCUGUGUUCAGGUGCAAACCUUACUGCUCUCUUGCUGCAGAGGAAAAUUUGCAGUGAAUAAAAUAUGAGAGCUGCCUAAGCUUGUUAGUGUUUCCUGUGCUUUUUUCCUACAGUUUUCAAAAAGUAAUGGAUUUUAUUGUUUAAGUGUGAACCAGUUUAAGAAAUGCUGAUCCAAGUUACACAGUAUCCCACCCAGCCUUUCUUAUGGUUUUCCCCAAAUGGUACCACUUAAUUUUGGCACGUAAUUUUGUGUCUUGUUCUCAGCAGAUACUUCUUUCAGAUACUUCAACAAUAUGUAGUAUUAAUGAAAUAAUGGCUCUAAAUUACAUUGCAAAUUACUGCAAGCCUUUGGGUGCAGUACUGACGAAGUGUAAAACAGAACUUUCUCUAGAUUUCCUAGUGCGGAAUGGAAGGAGCCAUGAUCUGGAUUAGGGCUUUUUCCUCCCAUUUUGGGCAUGAGAUUCAACUAUCAGAAGAGUCCUCAGUGUGCUCAGAACCACAGUAAAGCUAGGGUCCAAACAAAAAUAUUGUGAAUAUUCAUAAGGUAUUUUCAGUGCAAGUCCGCAGAGACAUUCAGCCACUUACUGGUCAUCAGCUUUCUUUUAUCUGGUUGCUGCUUUAGUGAUUCCUCUAAUUUUUGAUGGUGCCUGAUAUACUGUACUUACACUUCAUUAAUUCCUUCAAAACGUGUUUUUCAAAACGUGUCACUUCUGACAUUUUGCAAAAAGAGAGCUCUAUGAACAUUUGCGUUUUAAAAUGUUUUUUAAAAUUUGUCUUACUUCUUGUCUGUAUAAAGGUUUGUUCCAUACGGCACACCUUGGAAGAAUUUUUGUUUUGUUGGUUUUUUUGUUUUUUUUUUUUUUUACACAUAUAGGUUUCAAUAUAAAGAGACUAUUGGUAGUGAAGUUUAGGUAGAGGAUAAUUUUCUGUUUGAAGUCACUUUCCAUUUUGGCCAGUCUCUGAUUUUCUCCUUAUCUGACUCUACUGAUAAUUUUUUUCCAUUACUCUUACUGUUCCAUCCUCCACAUCCAGGAUACUUCACCAACUGUGAACUAUACGGUGUUUGCCUUUUUAGUAAAUGACAUGACAUUUUAUUUUAUUUCUCUCUAUGUCAACAAUUAUGUUAAAUACUGUGAAAAAAUAUAAGUGUGUAAAUAAAUAUUCAGAUAUGUAGAAUUAGUGUUCCUAUUGAUCUGUUGAUCUCAGCAAAAAAGAAACAAAUGCAGUCCUUAUUCUGUGUUGUAACUGAUACAGGCUUUUUCUAAAAUGGCCCAUGGACCAAUUACACUUACUGUUUUCUUAUUUUAGGCUAGAUGUUUGGAAGAAAGCUGCUUCAAAAGCAUGUCCCUGUCUAUUCUGCUUCCCUUUCUCAUGUGCGUCCUGCAUUUCAGAUUGGAUUAUAUAGACAAAGAUAUUUGUGUUACAUUUUACCCCUUAUGUGAACUCAUGCUUCCUGUGUGAGGUCACUGUAGCUGAAGGGACUUGAUGUUCCUGCUGUUACACCUCUUUUUUGGUUAUGGCUACUGUUGGGCUUUGUCAUUGUUCUUUUGCUGAGCAGAAGGUCUUAUUGCAGUAAAAUCAUGGGGUGUUAGUUGUGUUGCUAUUUAUAGGCUUAAUCUCCCCUUUCCUCCUUUGAUGAUGUGACUGAGCUUUGCAAAUAUUUCUUCCCUGUGAUGAAUAAACUGAGGGUGUAAUCUCUGGUCCUUAACCAAGAGGGAUAUUUAUCACCCUUGUAGUGUUUUUCUGCACAGGAGACACUGCAGGAAACAAAAGCUGUUUGUGGAAGGUGUGGCUCUCAGAACCAGAUGCCAUCUCAUAGUCCUCUGCGGAUAAAUUCGCUUUAAAAAGGGUGUCGUAAAGUAACAAUUAACAAAGUCAGGUCAAAAAUACAAGUACACAGCAGCUUAGUGCCACAUCAUGCUAGUCUCAUGUCCUAAGAUUUCAUAGGUUUCUUUGGGAUUGCUGGCAGGUUGUGCCUUGCCAGAGGGCAGGAGACACUGGGCUCUUCCCUCCAGAGUGUGUGUCUUUUCCCCUUGGCCAGACCCCUGGGUUGUGUGUGCAUGUGGCAGCAGCUUGGCUCUGUAGACAGAGAGCAGUGUAAGUGUUGCUGCCAGUUUAAUGAAGCAUUUCAGGUUCUGGCUGAAAGAUAAGGAGUUACAGGUAAUGCAAUAGUGCUGUUACAAAUAGUUGUGCUUUAUUCUAAAAGUUAUACCUAACUAGAGAUAAAACUCUUUUAAGCUCUCCUAGAUAAAUCAGUAGAUUUAAAAAACCAAACAAACCCCCACCCCUCCAAAAAAAACAAGACCAAAAAAAAACCCAAAACAAGCCCCAAACAAAACCCAGCAGUUACGGUCUAAGAUAGUUCUUGGUUUUCUAGAAACAAAUCACUGAGAUUUCCUUUCCAACAAUACUUCUGAAGCACAGAUAAAAUGGCUUCCUGUCCCAGAGUUUCCUGUAUCCAUGGCAACCUGACUUCAGGCACUUCUUUCUUGGUUUCCUGAGCAAACUGUUGCUAACCCUGGAGCAAAAAUGUGAGGUCUGUAGUACACGGCAAUACUGCCUUCACGAAGGUUUCACAGAUGAUUGUAGUUGGUCAGCUUAUAACAUAGUCCAGUGGACUGCAGACUGCAAAAUAACGGAAAUCAUGAACUUCAGAUUUGGGUGAAGUCAGAGAUGAGUAAGAAGGCCAAAGACAGGGAUAUGUGUGUUCUGCAAAGUUCUUCACUCUGCCCAGGAGCAUUCCUGUGUAUGUUUAAUUGUUUUCUUUUGUUGCUGCUCCAGAAGGAGGCUUUUGGCUGUCCAUCUGCUUGUCAGCUCUGCACAGGGAGACAAGUUAGCUGCCGUAAUGCAGGGCUUUCGAGCAUCCCUUGGAACCUUCCAAAAACAGCAAUUCUUGUUUACCUCAGUGGAAAUAAUAUAUCACAUGUCACUCCAAAUGAUCUAAGAGGCCUUCAGAAGCUUGCUGCACUCUACAUGGAUAACUCAAGUGUUUUGUAUGUACACCCAAAAGCUUUUGUGGAAGUCCCCAGACUCAGCUACUUGCAUCUAAAUAGCAAUAAUAUUAAACGCCUGGAUCCAGGAAUCUUUGAAGGCCUUUCCAAUCUUCAUUGUUUAUACCUUCAGAACAAUCAAAUAGCUUUUCUUCCCAGAGGAUUAUUUAGUGAUCUUCUUUCUGUUAGAUAUUUAACACUUCAAAGAAAUCGUCUCAGUGUCCUUGGAAGUGGGACAUUCUGGGGCAUGAUAAGUCUCCAGACACUAAACCUAGCGAAUAAUAAGAUUUCACGGAUAUCAGAUUCAGCAUUUCAUCAUCUUGAAAAUCUUGCAUAUUUGUUUCUUGAAGGUAACAACUUAACACUAGUGCCGUCAAAUGCUAUUGGAAGGCUCAAAAAUCUUGAAAGACUUUCUUUGUCUCACAAUCCCAUUGGAUCAAUUCAGCCUUUUGCAUUUAAGGGACUUAACAAGCUUAGAUAUCUGUCUUUGAAAAAUGUCAAGCUAAAAUGUGUUGCUGUAAAUGGAUUUUUUGGAUUAAACAACCUUAGUCAGCUAAUCUUAAGUUAUAAUGAUUUAGAAAAUAUAAAUUCCAGCACUUUUACUUUAUUGAACAAUUUAAUGUAUCUACAGCUAGACAGAAAUAAAAUAGCCAGUAUUGGUGAUGGUACCUUUGAAAAAAUGGGGCAGUCACUUAAAGUACUCAGUUUAGCAUUUAAUAAUAUCUCAGAGUUGCACCCUGAAGUGCUCAAUCCAUUAGUAUCUUUAACCCAUCUUCAGGUACAUUCUAAUCCUUGGAACUGCAGCUGCAAAAUGCUUGCAUUACUUAAUUGGCUGGCAUCAUCUUCUGUUUCUGCAAAAAUGCACUGUCAGGAUCCCCAGAGUGUGCGUGGUAGAGCUGUGCAAUAUGUGGAGUUUCCAGGCUGCGUUGGCCCCGCUGCCGGCGCGGGCUCUGCCCCGGGUCUGGGAUCCACUGCUGCCACUCUGCAGGUGGCCUGGCACAAAGGGGGCAGCCACGGCACACUGCAGCAGCUUGUCACUGCAGAACCUGAGUAUUUCGCUUUCUGGGAAGGAACUACAGCUGCAUCUUCUACCCCACUGCCUCAUGAGGAAUACGCUGUUGAAAUGCCAUCACAGGCAGCUACAGUGUUACCAACGUUACCAGUGCAAACACCAGCAGAAACUGUACCUACUAAUACAAAUGUAGAAGAAGAACGGUUGUUCACAACAGAUCCUGCUCCUGUGUCAUUAAAAACAGCCUUGAUUUGUACACAACAGGUUGAAAAGCUGAAUCAAGCUUUUGACAUUUUACUAGCCUUUUUCAUUCUGGCUUGUGCUAUUAUCCUGUUCUUAACCUGUAAAAUUAUUCAGUUUAGGCAGAAACUAAAGGUGCUGGAAAACUCAGGGGAAAAGAGUAUAGAAUAUUAUGGCUUUUAUCAGCCUAGCAGAUACAACAUAACUGACUCAGUGCAGUCUCUAACUCGGAAAUCAGUGGAACAUUCAGAACUGGACCAAAUAAGGCUGCUCAAGCGAACAGCAUCAGAAAGUCAGGCACAGGUCAUCUUGUUUGAACAUUCAUCAUUGUAAUUUAUCUCAUUUGAUUUGAUGUUAACUGUGAAAUGAAAGGGCAAGAAAUCAAGAAUUCAAUUCUGUAGAAAUAUCUCCACCAGUUGAAAUAAAUUGCUUAAUACAGCUGUGGAAAACAGCACAAUUUGGGUUCUGCAUCACCAUUUGCUUACUGAAUGUUUUGAAAUUAUUUCAUUAUAUGUCAUUACAAUCUAACAUGAAUAGGUUUAUUAGCCUCAGUCCCUGUUUGUAGUAAUUGUUCACCUAUGCUCAAGUAUACAUGCAGUAUAAAGUACACUUUAAUUUAUUUUGCACUACUUAAUGAUCUGAGUUCCUAUGGAAAUUCCAUGGCUAUUGUGAAGCAAGCAAAACAUCAGUUCUUAGUAGGAUCAUGAAGCCAAAUAAUCUUGGGGAUCAGAAAACAGUGUUUUGUGUGUUAAUUGUAAUGGAGUUUCUACUCUUCCUCUAUUAAAUAAAACACAGUAGAAAAAGCACAUUUACAACUAGCAUGUUCAAACUCUCAAGUAAGAGAAGAAUUUUAAACUAUACAAGUUCUAUUCAUAUCUAUAGCAUAUUGUAAUAUACAAAGUUGUGUGUUCAGUCUGUAUAAUGAAUAUAUUAAAGUGAUUUUUUAAUUA
Messenger RNA from Oenanthe melanoleuca, 5883 nucleotides. RefSeq names its product leucine rich repeat containing 70 (gene LRRC70). The coding region runs from base 3365 to 5266 and encodes 633 amino acids. The record is from RefSeq and is a predicted model, not a curated record. NCBI's taxonomy places the organism in Eukaryota, Metazoa, Chordata, Aves, Passeriformes, Muscicapidae. Gene Ontology annotation, molecular function: protein binding. The transcript is spliced from 2 exons.